UUCCUUUUCCCUCUCCCUCAUCCUACCCAGCACGCUUUAUUUCCAGGUCCAAUUCAUCACCGCCGACUUGACAAGCCGUCGUCCUACCUCUUCUACUCAACUUCCACACACAUAAACAUCGCCAAAAUGAUCGAGGUUCCCAAGACCGAGAGGCUGACUGACAUGUUCAGCCUGAAGGGCAAGGUUGUCGUCGUGACGGGCGCGUCGGGACCUGGCGGUAUCGGGCUGGAAGCCGCCAGGGGCUGCGCCGAGAUGGGCGCGACCGUGAUCGUCACAGCCUUCAGCAGACUCGAGGGUGCACAGAAGAACGCCGAGGCCCUGGCCAAGGAGUACGGGGUCAAGACGGGAGCGUACCAGUGCGACAUCAGGUCGUGGGAGGCCGUCAAGGGCUUCGUGGAAAAGGUCAUCGCCGACUUUGGCCAGAUUGACGUCUUCAUCGCCAACUCGGGCCGGACGGCGGACGCGGGCGUCAUUGAUAGCACCGCCGAGGAGUGGGACCAGGUCAUUCAGUCCGACCUGAGCGGCACCGCAUACUGUGCCAAGGCCGUCGGCGAGCACUUUAGGAAGCGCGGAAAGGGCUCGCUCGUCAUCACAGCGAGCAUGUCGGGACACAUUGCCAACUUCCCCCAGGAGCAGACCUCGUACAACGUCGCCAAGGCCGGCUGCAUCCACAUGGCCAAGUCCCUGGCCAACGAGUGGAGGGAAUUUGCGCGCGUCAACUCAGUGUCGCCCGGCUACAUCGACACGGGCCUCUCCGACUUUAUCGACCAGAAGACGCAGGACCUCUGGAAGUCCAUGAUCCCCAUGGGCCGCAACGGCGCGCCCAAGGAGCUCAGGGGCGCCUACGUGUACCUGGCCUCGGACGCCAGCACGUACACGACGGGCGCCGACAUCGUCGUGGACGGCGGCUACACCACGCGCUAGAGCAGAAUGGCUCUAAAAAUGUAACAGACAAUACCCUGGUUACAUGCUAGAUGCUAGACAUAGAACAAUCGAAGAGAUGCAUCCUUUGGG
Messenger RNA from Gaeumannomyces tritici R3-111a-1, 1014 nucleotides. Its product is annotated as sorbitol utilization protein SOU2. Gene Ontology annotation, molecular function: oxidoreductase activity, acting on NAD(P)H, oxygen as acceptor. The coding region runs from base 127 to 924 and encodes 265 amino acids. The record is from RefSeq and is a predicted model, not a curated record. The transcript is spliced from 3 exons. Gene Ontology annotation, cellular component: intracellular anatomical structure. Lineage: Eukaryota; Fungi; Ascomycota; Sordariomycetes; Magnaporthales; Magnaporthaceae.